AUGAGUGUAGUUGAAUGCCAAGACGCCAUUAACGCACCAGACCUUCAGGUGUGGAACAACGCCGCCUUCGACAACGAAGACUCCGAAGGUGGCUCCUCCGUCGUGAAGGCUUCCUGGUCCGAUAUACUCCAACCCCUUUCGCUGAAUUGCUCUUCCGAGUCGUUUGAAUCGGGUUGCAGCAAAGAGAAUCUGAGCCCCGCGAUUCUGAAAACCCCUGUCUGCGUCAAAUCUUCGGUGCCCUUCAAGCCGCUGGACACAAAUACGAAUCUUGAUCCCUUCUCGGCGGUUGCGAAGAAGAAGGGUCUUGCAGAGGUUAAAGAAGGAGAAGAGAGAGUUCGAGAUGAGGGGAAGAUCGAUGCGGAGAUUGAAGAGAUUGAGAAGGAGAUUAGUAGAUUGAAUUCGAGGCUGGAAGCGCUUAAACUUGAAAAGGCUGAGAGAAACGAGAAGGCGGUAGAGAAGCGUGGAAGGGUUGUGGCGGCGAAGUUCAUGGAGCAGAAACAAGGUGUGAAGAAUUUGGAUGGGUUGAAAAAGAUUGAGUCUAUGAUGAUGAGCGUGAGGUCGAAGGAUAAUCGGAGAGGAAUGAGUUUGGGGCCGUCUGAGAUUAUAGCUGGAGCCGGAUUUCAGAGGCCGAGUAAGUUCGAGAUCACCCCUGUUCAGGCAACGCAGAGUCGCCGGAAAUCGUGCUUUUGGAAGCUUCAGGACAUCGAUGAAUUGAGGGCUACGAAAGAGAGGGGCAAGAGUUUGAGUUUGAGUCCGAAAUCGAGGAAAACUGUGUCCAAGGUUCAAGCUCCGAAACAGGCUGCAACUACUGUUGGAGGGUCCAAAAGGCCUGUGAAGAAGCAAGACAAGGUUCUUGCAUCAAUUGGACCCAAGAAGCUUUUUAAAGACGGAGCCGAGAAGUCUGUGCCUGCUAAGAAAACACCAUUCAAGCCUGGGAGGGUUGUGCCUAGUAGGUACAAUCAGAUUGGGAAUUCGGCAGUGAGUGAUGGUCGGAAGCGGUCUUGGCCUGAGGAUGAUAAGGAUGACAGUAAGAGAGGUGACAAGAGGCGGGUCUCCUUGGUUGGAAAGCCGCAUGGCAUUGCCCGUGAGACAUCCAGGAGUCAAGGACCGGAGUGCCGGGUGAAGAAGAGGUGGGAGAUUCCAAGUGAGAUAGUGGUGUACCAAGUUGCAGCAGAGGAUAACAAGUCACCUUCAGUUGAGAUAGGAGAUGUGCUGCCAAAAAUUAAGACAGUCCGAUGUGGUAUUGAUACUCCGAGGGGUUCGGGGCCAGCCAAAAGGGCUGCUGAAUUGGUUGGGAUGAAAUCCUACUUUAGCACCAAUGGGGAGGUUUGCCAUGAAUUGAGUUUUGCAGAAGAAGGUGCUGAGGAAGAAUAA
This is a messenger RNA of Malus domestica (apple), 1374 nucleotides long. RefSeq lists its product as uncharacterized. The record is from RefSeq and is a predicted model, not a curated record. Lineage: Eukaryota; Viridiplantae; Streptophyta; Magnoliopsida; Rosales; Rosaceae.